Exophiala bonariae is the source of this 5601-nucleotide messenger RNA. RefSeq lists its product as uncharacterized. Gene Ontology annotation, cellular component: nucleus. The coding region runs from base 1 to 5601 and encodes 1866 amino acids. Gene Ontology annotation, molecular function: ATP binding; protein binding; ATP-dependent chromatin remodeler activity. The record is from RefSeq and is a predicted model, not a curated record. Lineage: Eukaryota; Fungi; Ascomycota; Eurotiomycetes; Chaetothyriales; Herpotrichiellaceae. The transcript has a single exon.
AUGGAGUCAACAACUGGUGUUGGAAAGGACAAUGAUCCCGGUACUUGGUCUAUUGAUCAGGUGAUUCGGGAGUUUUGUCAGGAUGCCAUUUCUACGCAAUCAAUUCCUGAUUUGGCAAGACUUGUGCAAGCUAUCCCACACAGAGAUGAUCUGGAACAGAGAUUUCGUGACAACGAUGUCAACGGGGAUACCCUGUUAGCACUCGACAUGACUUCCAUUAGGGACGACUUGGGGAUUACUUCACUGGGGCAGAGAAGAGCGAUCAUGCGAGCUAUCGACCAUCUGCGCCUUCACUCCGAAAGUUACCAACAUGCAGCUUUUCAAGCAAAUGCCAUUGCCAGGCUCCAAUCCCCACUUCACUCCGCGCCGCAGAUGUCGCACUUGGAUUUUCCUUUCCCACCCCAGUCUCCAGUCCUGUCAGUUAUCGACCGGGUUCGAUCUCAAGUUGGUCGACCAACACAUUCGCCUUCAUCCAGCCUUGGACUUGGCACAAACCACUUCACCUUUCUGCAACAUUCACCAGUCACAAACCCCGAAACUCCACUCCGUGAACCUCGAGCAACAGAAUAUGAACCGACACCAGCAGCUCCUAACAAUUUGGAGAACUCGGCUCCCACCACGGCUAGGCUGGGUGCAAUCAAGGAUGACUCAACUACCUCCAAGUCUGUACCAACUGUAAUUCAAGGAUCAUUGGAACCACUCGACCUUCUGCAGGCCAGUGUGGACGCAGAGCUAUCCCAAAACUAUCAAGCAAACGACCCGGCCAUCAUUGUCCCUGUCGUAAGAGAUGGUCACCUUGUCCAGAAACCCCCGAAAAAGCGGGUUGUACCUACCUUGAUCAGACACACAGAGGAAAGAGACAGCAAUUCGCAAGGAAGUUAUCUUUCAAAAGAGUCCAAGCCUAUUCAAGAUACUUUCUAUGUCCGCUUAUCAACUGGGUGGAGCACCCCACUCUACGUCUUACCCGGGGAUAACGAAGAAGAUUUCUACAUCGCGGAUAAUAUUGAGACCCCUGGGAGAAAACAAGUCAUUGCCAGGCAAAUGAAGUAUUUCCUACGACAAAAGACCUUGAUAAAUCCCGAGAAUGGAUCUCUUCUGAAGAUACCUUACGGUCCGAAACGUUCCCAGGGGCUCUCAAAGCAGUUGUUUACUCUUUUCCCUCAUAAUGAAAAUCGACCAGUCGUACGCACAGCAACCGACUUCCCUCAGUUGUUAAAAGAUGCGGUCCUGCCGAAUUCGCUUCGUCAUGAGCUACCUCAACAACUUUUGAAGACCCCAUCAAAGCAUGAUGAUGGUGCUCAACCGCAGAGUUACACUGAUCUGGACGAAUUUCAAUCUCUACUGGCCAGAUAUCCUGUCGCAACACACGAGGAAGGUCUCCCUGUAUAUGGCGACUCCGGGGACGAAGGAGAAUUUGACUUAGAAACCUGGGACGAAAUUGAGCAGGAAAAGGCAGAAAAGCAGAUCUCCACUUCAGUCAUGACUACUGCGGCGGUCGAGUCUACAAUCAAUGAGACACUGGAAGCCUUUCGAAGCGAGUGGCGCGAGACAAAGCUGCCAAAACACAAGCUGAAGGCAUAUCUUUUGUGGAUGCGGUCAGCCAAGCAGAAAAGCAGAAAAGCAGCUCUAGAAAAUUGUCAAUUUUGGAGGGAUCGCCAUACCGAGCAACUCCAAAAAUUGAAGGAAGCAAUUCUCAAAGAUACGUGGCAUAAGCCUUCCGACGUCAAACACCAAUGUCAAAGUAUUGAGCCUACACUACACUCCAUCGAAGAACAUGUGUACACUAUUCAGGUUCUGCUUUCCGAUCAUCAACCAGAGCGGCCGAACAAGGCCGAACGUCAGCACAAGAUUGUUACGCAGAAGCCUCCGCUCGAGGAUGGUGAAGAAGACGUUGACUCAGACGAUAUCAUGAAUGAGGACGAUUCUGAAUUUUUGAGCGAUAGUUCCGAUGCAGGAUCUAUACAUCAUGAACCUGACGGCGAUGAGGAUGUGUGGAAUCCAGUAAUUCUCAAGGAAGAGAAGACAACCCCUGCAGCUAAAACCAUGGCUAAACCCGAGCAAUUGAUGCCCCAGGAGAACCCAGCAGCCAGUAACGAAAUACACGACCACGAUGCCGAUGUUGAAACUGAUAUUGAUGAUGCCAUCGUAACGCCUAGGCAAAAACGCAAAAUGUUCGCGGAUAAAGGCAAAUCUCCAGCAAAGCUCAACUCCAAGGCACCAAUCACACCGAGCAGAAAAUUCGUUGAACCACUCAAUCUAGACAGAGCAAAGUCAGGAAAGAUAUCCGAUUCUGAUACGGAUCAUCACGACAAACCAGAAUUCAUCCCAUCCAAGUACCGUUCAAAAGGAAUGUCACUAUCCUCCGCCAUCGAUUUGACCAAGUCGAGCCCUCCCUCAGCUGAGAAGCAUGGCGAUAGUGCAAGCUCGGAUAUGAAUGUUCGCACGCCGGAGUUGAAUCCACAGCCCGAUGGCUCGAGAGCUUGCAGGCGUUUCAGCAUGCUGACUGAUAACUUGAGUGGUCCAAAUCUUUCUGGUUGCGAUAUGCCACGGGCUGAAGAUUUUCAUGGGAUCAAAGGCACUGACUGGGCUCUCAUAGAAGACAACUCCGAUGGUCGAAGAGCUCUUGCAAAGGCUGUUUACGUCGAACUUGAUCGCGAUGCCGUCCAGAAACUCGUCGAUCUUACUUCUGGUAUCCCAGAGCACAACAAGCUAGGGCGGGAACUACUUGUGGAGGGCUUUGUUGCUUACCAGGAGGAUAAGAAAAAAGCCAAGCAAACUCUCUCCCAACUUGUCUUACUCUUCAUGGUCUAUCACAAUGGACAGAACCUUUUCGGUAAAAUUGGCCCUUCGAGAGACCAAAUCAACCAGGCCUUUGAAAGCAUUGAUUCCACCCAGUGGAGAUUCUUUAUUUUGCUUUCGCGCUUCCUGCAUAUUGCCAACGGUGCAUCAAAACAAAAAGCUUCUCUACAAGGAACACCUCAAAGUGACAAGAAGAGAAAGCGUGAAGCUUUCAUCAGUGACAAUUCAGCCCUGGAUGAUACGGACCUUUAUAGGAGUGAUGAUCUCAACUCCGAUGUGGUAGAACUCCAUCAACCGCCUUCAUCCAUCAAGAAGCGCAAGCGAGCUGUUGCCGAGAGUCAAGAAGCGAACAAACAACAACGAAGUGAUCAGCAACGUAUAGAAGAACAGGAGAGACGUCGCAUAGCUGUGGAAAAAAGAGUUGCCCAAAUGCCCAAAGCCAAGGGCGGUAGUCUCUGUCCUGUCAACUUUACCGAACCCAUUGUCUACCUCGACCCUCAUAUUGCCUCGCGUGUGAAGCCUCACCAACUUAAAGGUAUCCAAUUCAUGUGGCGGGAGAUUAUCGAAGAUCCAAAGCAACAGGGAUGCAUUCUUGCUCACACCAUGGGCUUGGGAAAGACAAUGCAGGUUAUUUCACUUCUUGUCACAAUCGCCCAGUGCGCUCGAAGCGACAAUCCUCGAAUCCGAGACCAUGUUCCGUUGAAGUCUCGCAGUAGAAAGACACUCAUUCUCUGUCCUGCUGCCCUUGUUGAGAAUUGGUUUGAUGAACUUAUCAUGUGGUCACCAAAUCAGUACAUCUUGGGUGAGAUCCACAAACAUGAUUCUCAAAGUCCGCGAAGUCUCAGACUCUGGUCCCAGAACGGGGGUGUCCUACUUAUCAGCUAUACCAGAUUUGUCAGGAUAAUUAACGCAGCCCAGGAUCCAACCAAGAUUGGUCAACAAGGCAAUCUCUCGAAGUUGGAGAAAAUUCUCCUCGAGGAACCAGCUCUUGUCGUCGCGGAUGAAGCACAUAACAUGAAAAACCCCAAAUCAGCAUUGAAUAGAGCUGCUUCAAGAUUCAAGACACUGAGUCGUAUCGCUCUCACAGGCUCUCCGUUGAACAAUCAUCUUGAGGAAUAUCAUACCAUGGUUGACUGGAUUGCCCCUGGCUAUCUAGGAACCAUGGUUCAAUUCAGAUCCAAGUACUCAGAACCCAUCAGCGAGGGUCUCUAUGCAGAAAGCACGCCACUCGAAAGACGUACAGCCCUGCGAAAGUUACAUGUUCUCAAGCGCGAUCUCGAUCCCAAGAUCAAUCGAGCAGACAUUUCAGCAAUUGAGAAGGAUAUGCCGACGAAGACAGAAUAUUUUAUUACCAUCCCACUUACUGAUUUGCAAAAGGAAGCCUACAACACAUAUGUGCAGUACAUGCAACACACCGUUGAGCCCGGGGGACGUGGGGCCCAAGCCAAGUUGUGGGGUUGGAUUGCCAUUCUUCAAAUACUUUGCAACCAUCCAAAAUGUUGCUAUGAUAAGCUACGCGACCGCCAAAGCGAACUCCUCGAAAAGUCAGAAGCAGUUGGGGACGAAUCAGAAAUGGAGAAUGAGAUCCAGAGCGAAAAGGAAAAUCUCGACGGUGAAAGCCCUCUACCAGCUGACAUGAUAGUCGACACCCAGGGUCCUAUGCUCGAAGCCAUGCAGAGAGUCCUGGAAGUAUUCGACAGAUCCCAGGGCAUGAAUGAUCUCAAAAAUCUCAACCUCUCUUAUCGGACGUGGUUGGUUCAUGACAUCAUACGAGAGGCAGUCAAGAUUGAUGACAAAACUCUGAUCUUCUCACACAGCAUUCCAACGUUGAACUAUCUAGAGGAGAUGCUGCUCGCUAUGAAAUGCAAAUACAUUCGCUUAGAUGGCACCACCAAAGUUGGGGAUCGUCAGAAUAUGACCAAAAAGUUCAACAAUACUAGCAGGUAUGAUGUUUUCCUCAUCUCCAUGAAAGCUGGUGGACUCGGCAUGAAUCUUCAAGGUGCAAAUCGUGUUAUCAUAUUCGACUUCAUGUACAAUCCGUCAUGGGAAGAGCAGGCAAUAGGAAGAGCAUAUCGUCUUGGUCAAAGAAAGCCGGUCCUCGUGUAUCGUUUUCGAGCAGGCGGCACCUUUGAAGGUGUCAUGUUCAACAAGGCCAUGUUCAAGAAACAGAUGUUCUCAAGAGUUGUGGAUCACAAGAAUUUCGCCCGACACGCUUCGAAGAACAUCGCAGAGUGGUUAUUUCCUGUGCAGGAGACAGAGCAAAAGGAGUUUGACGAACAUAUUGGGAAAGAUCCACACGUGUUAGACAAGAUCAUCAAGCGUGUUAAUUACAUCCGAAACAUUGAAUUGACAGAGACUUUCCAGCGAGAAGACAAUGAAAAACUUGAUGAUGAGGAUAAAAGAGUCGCAGAGAAAGAAUUUCAGGACCAACGACUCCUCAGAGAGAAUCCUGCGGCAUUCUUUGCGAAGGAGCAAGCACAGAGGCUGGCACAAAACCCUCAUGCUAUGGGACAUGCUAACCCAUUCGUUCAAUCGCCUCAUUUUCAGGUCGGUCAAAGUUCAAAUCACGUCAAUGGGGUUUCCACACCUCAAUCCGGUUCCAGUAAAGGUUCUGGUCUUGUAAGUUAUGGGAAUUUACCUCCGUUUCCACUUCAGAGAAGCUCGAUGCAUACACAGCAAAUACCAUUGUCACUUGGAAUCCAUCGCGCCAAUGAAAUUCCAGGACUUGGUUCUACGGUCGAUGGGGCCGUGGAACAUAUCGACUAUCCUCGAAAUGAGGAUCGUCUUCCUCCGCUGUACUAA